Sphaeramia orbicularis (orbiculate cardinalfish) is the source of this 3342-nucleotide messenger RNA. It is a transcript of the gene usp20, whose product is annotated as ubiquitin specific peptidase 20. Gene Ontology annotation, biological process: protein deubiquitination. Gene Ontology annotation, molecular function: zinc ion binding; cysteine-type deubiquitinase activity. The transcript is spliced from 25 exons. NCBI's taxonomy places the organism in Eukaryota, Metazoa, Chordata, Actinopteri, Kurtiformes, Apogonidae. The record is from RefSeq and is a predicted model, not a curated record. Bases 214 to 3039 code for a protein of 941 amino acids.
GAUGUGGUUGGGAGGGGGGAGUUGUUUGGGAUGGUGGGCCGGUGCAUCGUGUCGUUCGGCUCGGCUCGGCUCGGUUCGGUUCUUCUCCAUCAGCUCACAGUCGCCUGCUUUCGGCCGGUAUGGAUCGUUUACGUGAAUUCUGAAGAGUCGAGGAGAUUGUUGUGACAGAGGCGUUUGUUGCAGAAGUCCCGCUGAAGAAAGCGACAACAAGCAAUGGCUGAUCAGGACAUCUGUCCCCACCUGGACUCGAUAGGAGAGGUCACCAAGGAAGACCUCCUCCACAAAUCCAAGGGAACUUGCCAGUCAUGUGGAGCAGGAGGUCCAAACCUGUGGGCCUGUCUGCAGAGUGACUGCCCUUAUGUUGGUUGUGGAGAGUCCUACUCAGAUCACAGCACUCUGCAUGCACAGGCUAAAAAGCACAACCUGACUGUGAACCUGACAACGUUCAGGAUCUGGUGUUAUGUGUGUGAACGGGAGGUGUUUCUGGAGCACAGGCCCGCCUUGGUGCCUGUUCCUGCUGUACCGCAUCACUGCAAAACCACAGAGCAGGAUGCAGUGCCUCAGCCAGUAGGUCAUCCAUUAAAAGCAGUGCCAAUCGCUGUAGCGGAAGAAGAAGGCUCAGAGUCAGAGGAGGAUGAGCUUAAACCCAGAGGUCUCACAGGAAUGAAAAACAUUGGAAACUCUUGCUACAUGAAUGCAGCUCUGCAAGCUCUGUCCAACUGUCCUCCUCUUACCCAGUUCUUCCUGGACUGCAGUGGUUUGGUGCGUACCGAUAAGAAGCCUGCGCUGUGUAAGAGCUACCAGAAACUCAUCUCUGAACUCUGGCAUAAAAAACGGCCCAGUUAUGUGGUUCCUACUAGUCUGUCCCAUGGCAUCAAAUUGGUUAACCCAAUGUUUCGUGGUUACGCUCAGCAGGACACCCAGGAGUUUCUGCGAUGUCUGAUGGACCAGCUCCACGAGGAACUAAAGGAACCUCUGACGGAGUGUAGCAUGAGCGGCGAGGGAAGCGAUGUGGAGGAGAGACGAGAUGGAGACCGCUCCCCGUCUGAAGACGAAUUCCUGUCCUGUGACUCCGGCUCCAGCAGCGACCGAGGGGAGGGGGGAGGAGUGGGUGAUGGCGAACUGCUCAUGCAAGACGAGUGUGAUGGCGUGAGGUCGCUGGCGGGGGGAGUGAUGGCGGUCAGUCCCACCGGCGUGAUCUCUGAGAAGGAGAGGCUGAAGGAAAGAAGAGUGUCCGGUUCACCCCUUCGUGGAGGCUCGCAAGAGAUGGAUGAGGACGCUGAUGUGGACACAGCGGCGGAGGAGGAGGCGCCGGAAAGAGGGGAGGGGGAGGAGGUGACUUCAACCACUAACCCUGAGGUCCAGCCCCAGGAGAAUAAUCAGACGUCUACUACAGUACCAGGGCAAGGCCAGAGCAGCAACACCUCAGAGCCAGACAAUGAAGCAUCAAUGACCCAGCCACAGUCCAUUCCCUGCAGUCCUGUAAGAACCCUUCAGGAGAUGCAUCCAAAACUGUCCUCUAGUCCACCUCGGUCCAGUCCCCUCCGCUCUUCAGGACCGGUAUACUCUUUCAAAAAAGCUCAGCUGCUGCUCAGUUCCAGGAAGAAGAAGCAGUCGCACUAUCGCAGUGUGAUCUCUGAUAUCUUUGAUGGCUCCAUCCUCAGUCUGGUCCAGUGUUUAACCUGUGACAGGGUCUCUACAACAGUGGAAACUUUCCAGGACUUGUCCCUUCCUAUUCCUGGCAAAGAGGACUUGGCAAAGCUCCACUCUUCCAUUCAUCAAAACCUGCCGGUGAAGACUGGAGUGUGUCCUGACACUUACGGCUCACAGGGCUGGAUCUCCUACAUCAUGGACUCCAUACGCCGGUUUGUUGUCUCAUGCAUCCCCAGUUGGUUCUGGGGGCCCAUGGUAACUCUAGAGGACUGCCUCGCUGCCUUUUUUGCUGCAGAUGAACUCAAAGGAGACAACAUGUACAGCUGUGAAAGAUGUAAAAAGUUGAGAAAUGGUGUGAAAUACUGCAAAGUACUUAAACUUCCAGAGAUUUUAUGCAUUCACCUGAAACGCUUCCGGCACGAGGUCAUGUAUUCGUUCAAGAUCAGCAGCCAUGUAUCCUUCCCGUUGGAGGGCCUCGACAUGAGGCCUUUCCUGGCUAAAGACAGUCCGUCCCAAGUCAGCACUUAUGAUCUGCUGUCUGUUAUUUGUCACCACGGCACAGCAGGAAGCGGUCAUUACAUCGCUUACUGUCAGAACGUGAUCAAUGGCCAGUGGUAUGAGUUUGAUGACCAGUACGUCACUGAGGUCCAUGAGACCGUGGUGCAGAACGCCGAAGCCUAUGUGUUGUUUUAUAGGAAAAGCAGUGAGGAGUCGGUGAGAGAGAGGCAGAAGGUGGUGGCUCUGGCUAACAUGAAGGAGCCCAGCCUGCUGCAGUUUUACAUCUCCAGAGAGUGGCUCAACAAGUUCAACACCUUCGCUGAACCAGGGCCAAUCAGCAACCACACAUUCCUCUGUCAGCAUGGAGGAAUCCCUCCUAAUAAAUACCAGUACAUAGAUGACCUGGUUGUGAUCGUUCCCCAGAAUGUGUGGGAGUACCUUUACAACAGUUUUGGAGGAGGCCCAGCAGUCAACCACCUGUAUAUGUGUGCCAUCUGCCAGGUGGAAAUAGAAGCUUUGGCUAAACGCAGAAAAAUAGAAAUAGACACUUUCAUCAAGCUGAACAAAGAGUUUCAGGCUGAAGAGGCUCCAACAGUCAUCCUGUGUAUCAGCAUGCAGUGGUUCAGAGAAUGGGAGAGUUUUGUUAAAGGAAAAGACAAUGAGCCCCCUGGUCCCAUUGACAACAGUAAAAUUGGUGUUAUGAAAGGAGGACACAUACAGCUCAAACAAGGUGCAGAUUAUGGUCAAAUAUCAGAGGAGACGUGGCAGUACCUGUUGGGCAUUUACGGUGGUGGCCCUGAGAUCGCAGUGCGACAGACGGUAGCCCCGGUUGAUUCUGACAACCUUCACGGAGAGAGGAAGAUUGAAGCAGAGACAAGAGCACUAUGAGAAGAAAAGAGGAAGCUGAGGAAUUUGCACCUCGGUUGAAGAAGCCUCAUCGCGAACACUUUGUAAAUGUAGCAAUGCGUUGUUCCGGGGUGCCGUCGCAGGAGGAUGAACGGCACCUAAAUAUCAUGUAGUUUAUUUAUUGGAUGACUCUGAUUCUCAGUGUUAACAGUGUCAAAUAAGAUGUCAUGUCACAUCUCUGAAGCUGUGUUUUUUUUCUGCGGCUGCUGAAGUGCAGACCAAUGUUGGAGUCAGUAACCACAGUAGAACUAUGAAUUGUUUUGUUUUGUUUUUUUCCACGGGAAG